Molecule: messenger RNA, 4185 nt
Organism: Plasmodium knowlesi strain H
Lineage: Eukaryota; Apicomplexa; Aconoidasida; Haemosporida; Plasmodiidae
Product: conserved Plasmodium protein, unknown function
Exons: 3
Coding region: 1-4185 (1394 amino acids)
Source: RefSeq, a predicted model, not a curated record
AUGAAGGGGGUAAUGCGGAUUAAGGUUACGAGAGGGAUGCACUCCCUAGUGACUAAGACGUCGGAGAGCAAACUGAAAAAAGUAAAAACCUACAUCACCAGUUAUCAUGAGAGUACAGCCGAUCCGAAGAGCAACAACAAAUACCUGGGGUUGCUCAGGAAUAUUUACCACACCAUUCCUUCAAGGUUUAAUGAGACAGAGAUAUGGGAGCAUUUCUUAACUAAGCUCAAACAGGAGAGAUGCUUCGCUAAGUUAAAAAGUAUCGUGAAUAGGAAUUCGGUUAUCUAUCCUCAUCUACUGUGCAGGCAAAUUGUGUUUCUCUUCUACAUCGGGCUAGACGAUGAGGCCAAUCGGCUUCUGGACCAAGUGAAGCGCAAGCUAGCCAAAUGUGAAGCGGAAAUGUUUCUAGAGUGCGACGCGAAAGUGAAUGAAGAUAUGAGCGAUGUGAUUAAAAUGUUGUAUGUCCUGUACCACUUAGGGAAGACCAAGGAGAAUUACAAAGAGGUGGUUCUUCUAUGCGAUAAGUAUAUCUACAAUACUAAGCGGGAUCCCCUGAACAAUUUGAAAUACCUCCUAUACUUCCACCUAUUUUAUUCUCCAAUGAAUCACUCCUUCGAAAGAAUGCACAAGUGUAUCGAAAUGAAGAGACACCGUAUGAAUGUGGAGCAAAUGAUGCUUCUCAUUCGAUACGUGAAUCUCUACUUGAAGCGUUUGUAUUUGCGCGGCGUUAUCCGACAUAGGGGAGAUCGUUCUAGCAGGAUAACAGUUAUUCAAGCGGAAAUUACCCCCCAAGAAGGUACACACAUGACGGGUAGUCACCCCCCAUGUAGCCGCAAAAAGGAGGUGCAGACGAAAGUACAGAACGAGUUAGAUAUCUUCCUCGGCAAUCUACUUAGGAUAAAUAAAAAUGAGAAGGAGCACUACGUGUUUAAUACCUUUGACGACAUUGUAAUAAACGAGGGGAUGAUGGAUCGUACAUGUUCACCACCAUCUGAUCCGCGCAGCCAAUUAGAUAGGAAGUCUUCAGAUAGGAACAACCCUCUGUUAGGAGAAGAGGGAAAGGCAUUCCAUUCCCAAGAGGAUCGUGAUGAAGAACCCACUUGGAAAAGGGGCGAUCCUCCCCUACUUGAUACAUACCUGGUGAAUGGCACCACAGUGGGGGAAAUCACCCCAGUUACGGAGAGAGACCUCAUUUUGUACAGAGACAUAUACACAGCCUGUACGAACGAAGUAAUGAAAAGAGUGCUUAUCUACAAGGAACCCUUAGGAACAGAUACACUUUGGAAUAACUUCCUAAUGAGCAUGUUCAGGGACAAGUUCAUAAAUUUUAUGAUGGAUAGGAUGAGAAGCAAAAUGAAGGUUCUAAACGAGGAAGAGUUUUUUACAUAUCUCAAACAGAUCAAAUUAUUACAAAUAGGAGAGCAUCCUUCCGUCAGUAGUAUACUACAAAUAUUCUUCAAACAUUAUUCAAUUAUUCAGAUGAAAUCCUUGAAUAAUUUUCUUAUCGCGGAUAAGAUGACUUACUAUACAGACAUUUUUUGCAAAUGUCCAUUUGUGCAAAAAUAUGUUCUGAACAUGUACAGGCAGAAUUUGAACUUUUUUAAUGUUAAAAUUUUAAAAAAAAUUUUGGCCAAAUUAUUUUACUUUUUAAAAGAAGAUAAGUCUCUUAUUAAUGGCUUCGAUGUGCUCAUAAAGAAUAUUUUUGUAAAAGUUGCAAUGAAUGGAUCGUUUAGCGAUAUCGUUAUGGUUUUACACACACUGAGGCAAUAUAAUUUUCACAAAAAUGGGGUGAAUAAUUGGCAUUCUGGGAGAAGAAGGGACUCUUGGCAUGAUGUGAUUUCUUCACCUUUGGGUGGACCCACCCUUGUCUACGACGAAGUGAGAAAAAAAAUGCUUUCCUUCUUUGCGCCCAUCUCUACAAUGAACAAUUGUGAUGAGGAAGGAAUGGUUCCAAUUCGGGAGGGGGAUAAAUUGGACACUCUCUUCCAUUUGAGUGCACCCCGUCUGGACUACAUAAAACGUGGAGGUAUGUCAUACAACUUCGCCAACGGAAGGAGUGAAUAUCACCCCAUUUGCGAGUACAUGAUGUACAGAACUGUUAUCGAGAAAAUGCACCUGGGAAAGAAGCUCCGAUACGAUAAGUACUUUGACCUUAACAUCAUCCUGAUGAUGAACAAGCAGUUAGCUAAACUGUUCUUACUAUUUGUAAUCAAUUCUUUUUCAACCGUGAGGAGCGGCCACAGCCCCCUGCACGUUUUCGAUUGCGUUAAUAAAUGUGUUAACGAGGGUGAAAAUAGGGUAACAAGAAGCUUGGAUCGUGUAAAAAGCACCUUGUACGAUAGGGAGAUGAUAAGGGCACAUGAGACUGAUCAGAGUGAUCAGAGUGAUCACAGUGGUCCUAGCCCCAGUGAGAUGGAGUUUCCAUUUGGCGACACAUUGUCUGUUCGCUUCUUCACAAAGGAGAACUUAUGGAUCCAUAGUCAAGUCCUCCAAACCUACGCUCAGAAGCACCCACAGGAGUACGCUGCGGUGAAGCGUUUCGGAGAUUUACUUCUACUCACCCUCAUCGAUAACUUCCUCUACUUCGAACUAAAGGGUUCCCACUUUAUACAUUUUUUUUUGAAAUUGUUCGAGGAGAACUCAUGGCCCCUCAGUACCUAUCACCAUUUUUUCUUUUAUGGAAUGUUUAAAAGUUUCAAGUACAGUCAGAUAAGUGUUCGGGACAGGAAGUGCAUGCGCGAAGGGAGGGACUCUGCGGAUGACGCGGUGGCGGGCUAUCUCUCCUCAGAAGAGGCGUUCGAGAGGCGUAGACAACAGAUCGUAGGCAUUUGUAGGGAGGAGAUAAUGUGGGCCAUGCGGAGAGGCCUGGGCGUGCAAGGAGGAGAAAGAAAAAACGAGAUAAAGGUGAAAGGCGCGGGAGAAGAGAACGAAGUGAGCAAGGUGAACGAAGGAUCCAACGUGGACUGUCUGAUCAACCUAAUAUUUUGCCAUCUCCAGGGGGAAGAUAUAGUUGACCUAUUCAGAAACACCUUCUUGUCGUCACUAAACGAUUAUCUAAAAUGGAAAGGAAAAGAUGCAGUUGUGAAGUACACACUGAUUAGGGACCCCAGGGAAGGUACCAACUCAAACAGAGAAUCAGUCAAAGAAAGAAGCGACCAUCAUACUAGCACAAUCCUUUUUAACGAUAUUGCAAAAAUUAAAAGUUUAUUUAGUGAAAAUGGGGAGAGUGAAAAAAUGGAAUUACAAUCUGCACAGAUGGUUAGAAGGUAUGAAUUUUUUUACCUUAACAUGUUGAGUACGGGUAGAAGCAGUGAUGUUACUUUGGAGGAUCCUUUUCCCACCAAAGCGGAUUACCUAUGUUACGCAGAUUUUGUAUUCCAGAGGGGAGAGGAAUGCUCUGCGCAAGACAUGUUGCGACUCGCCAGAGGGGUCCAUAAGUACGGCCCCUCUGACCAAGUAGGAAACCUUCUGAAGAGCAUUCAUUCAUCUUGGAACACUUGCAUACAGAUGCAUGUGGAUUGCCAACUGAAUGACGAAGUUAACGUUAACCCUAGUGGUCAGUCUAACUUGAUCACCUUCCCCAUCAGCUACCUCUUCCUUCUCACCGUUUCUGUGAAGAAAAUAUUACCGGAAGAUGUAGCCCCCGUAUUGAAUAAGAUUGAUAGCGCAUUAGUGAACGGUGUAGAUAUUCCCCCUUCUUGGCGUCUGUUACUGGUGCAACUUAUUUAUAUGAUUAAAAUUCAGGGAUUGUUUUCAUUCGAUCUGCUUUGCUCCAAGUAUAGGCAGAUCACCCUUUUGUAUACACGAUCGAUUGGCCAAAUAAGGAAAGAGAGACAAAGGAGUAGGAGUACCCAGUGCUACCGUUAUGGUGAUAAUAUAUGGACACAUAAGAUUGUAAAUUAUUUGCAAGAUAAGAAGAUACACUUUCAGGAAGAAAUACACCUGGUAGACAGUCCCUUCACAUUCGACGUUUUUAUACCCUCCUUGAAUUUGUUUCUCUUGGAUGGAGAGAAGUCUCUUUUUUGUGAUACCUUUGUACGUUGUUUGCAGGAUAAUCUGUUUAGCCACAUGGAUUCGAAGGUGAUCCAGGUGGACGAAUGGUGUUACAAGUGGUUGGUCACUCAAAUUUCGGGUAGUGAUGAACCCAUGCCAAUUGAUAUGGCGGUUAAAGGGUGGGCAAUGUAG